Messenger RNA from Gigantopelta aegis, 1934 nucleotides. Its product is annotated as protein misato homolog 1-like. Gene Ontology annotation, biological process: mitochondrion distribution. The coding region runs from base 99 to 1796 and encodes 565 amino acids. The transcript has 13 exons. Gene Ontology annotation, cellular component: cytoplasm. NCBI's taxonomy places the organism in Eukaryota, Metazoa, Mollusca, Gastropoda, Neomphalida, Peltospiridae. The record is from RefSeq and is a predicted model, not a curated record.
UCAAUGGAGAAUUUAAUGUUAAUUUUGUUGUAACGUGAUGAUUUUAUUGUGUUAAUAAAACAAGAUAUUGUUUAUUUUUUAUAGACUUUGGGUGCAACAUGUCGUUGAAGGAAAUAGUUACCCUGCAAAUUGGCCACUAUGCAAAUUUUGUUGGCACACACUUCUGGAAUAUACAGGAAUCCUCUUUUACAUAUGGUGGUCAAGGUGACGCUGACACUAAAGAAGUAAAUCAUGAUGUUUUGUUCAGAGAAGGGCAAACCUUACAGGGUGAAGUGACGUACACCCCGAGGAUGGUGUGUGUUGAGUUGAAGGGGAGUCUGAACACACUGCGUCAGGAAGGAAGUCUGUAUGACACCGGGAAGGAAAACGAAGUUAACUGGUCAGGGGACGUAACUCUUCAUAAAGCUCCACGUGUCUCUAAGAAUAAGUUUCUUGAUAACCUCGACAAGAUGGAGGCUGAGCAGACGCAGCAGGAAUACAUGGAAACUGGGGAGGAGGAAGAAACCAGUGCUGAAGCAAAAACAUCUGAAGUUAAUGUGUUUGAACCCAGGACUUAUAACUUGGACUCGACAGUAUCAGUUUGGUCAGAUUUUCUGAGGAUAUAUCUUCAUCCCAAGACCGUGUGUAUGCUUCAGGAUUACAGUCAUAAAAAUGAAGCUCAGCCCUUUGAUGUGUACAGUAUGGGAGUCCAGUCUUGCCAGAAUGCUGAUUUCUUUGAUGAUUUUGAAGAUCGGCUGAGGUUCUUUGUCGAAGAUUGUGACCAGAUGCAGGGGUUCCACAUCUCCGUGGACUGGUACAAUGGGUUCGGUGGGACCGCUGCCAAGAUCCUCCAGUUUCUAGAUGACGAAUAUCAAAACAAAACAAGACUCACAUUUGGUUUAUCUCCUGCAGUUUUGCCAGACUCUACCCCCCUGGAUCGCGUGAAUCGGAUUCUCAACUGCUGCCUGAGUCUGGAGAAGUGUAGCAGUCACAGCUCUCUGUUCCUUCCACUUUCGCUGUCCGACGGCCUGUGGAAGUCUAUGGGUAAACCACGGGAUUUCCCAUAUCUAACUUACAAGGCUGAUUUAGACUACCAUACAAGUGGAAUUCUGGCUGCCACACUGGACACAAUGUCACUUCCAUACAGAAAAGAAACCUGUUCAUCACAUAUAGCAGAUCUAACUGGUGCUUUCAAUAACUUGGGCAGGAAGAUAGUUGCUGUGAGUACAAGUUUACCAUUUCCCCUCGCACAUGACGGCACAUUCAUGGAUAGUCUGCUCCGUCACAAGGGAAACGUUCCGUGGUAUUCAGUGACGCCUCACGUUUGUGCCUCGACAAACUCUUUCCUGCAAUCCUGUGUGGUGCGCGGAAUUCCGUAUGACAAGAUUAAUAGGAAAAUUCCAAAUCCUUUAGUAUCUGGCUCGUUAUCUCAGAGUAUGAAUUUGAAUGAAAUUUUGGAAACAUAUUUGUCAGAAACUCACCCACACUGUUACAGCACAGUUAAUGUUGUGCGAGAUGCUUGUAAAACGAGCCUUCCUUUUCCAAACAUCUUCGAUAGAAGACUCAACAGCCAAGGGCAGAUAACUCGAACAGAACGUCCAGCAGUACAGAGAGUGGAGAAUAUUCCUAUGGUUACGUCCAUCCAGUCAUCACCAGACAUUGCUGCCAUGGUUACCAGUCUGCACACAUCUGCGUCAAGUCUGAACAUAAGGCGACACCACAGAUACCUUGAAGCUGGCUUGGACAUUGAUGAGUACAAGAACAUUCUGGACAACCUGCAGUCUCUUAGUCAGUGUUACCAAACAGACUUUUACUGACCACAGUGUGUGUAUAGACUGAUGGGGAAAAAAUUCAUACAGAGUUGAAAAUGAAAUUGCGUAAAAUAAAUCUGAAAAAAACUUUGGAUGGUCUUGAAAAAUAAAGGGUUGAUUGAUUGUAUUUCAUCAAAGAACAAA